AUGGCCUCGCCUAUUCUCGUUUUUCUACCCAAACACCCAAUGAUGGAGUCAUAUAUAGCAACACUAGGUUUCAAUAUAUACAUGAUUGCUUUGUGUCUAGGAGGAGAACUUGAUUCUGCUCAACUUUGCAUGGAUAAGAUGGCAAGCCUUUCUCUUCAACCUUCGCUGUCAGCUUAUAGUUCCAUGAUCAAGUGCCUUUACCAAAAAGGACUACAUGAGGAUGCCAAGUUUCUUGUUGAAGUUAUGCAAGAUCAAGGUUAUGUUCCAAAUCAAGCAACAUUCUUGAUUAUGGUAAAUGAAUAUUGUAAACAGGGUGACAUACAAUCAGCACUAGAAGUUCUGGACCAAAUGGAAGAGAGUGGAUUGAAACCUAGUGUUGCUAUAUAUGAUUCCGUCAUUGGGUGUUUGGGUAGAAAAAAGAGAAUAGACGAGGCCCUUGGAGUUUUCCGGAGAAUGCUCGAGGCUGGAAUUUAUCCUGAUAAAACUUUGUUUGUGACAAUGAUUAAUGCUCUAUCAAGAAAUGGGCGAGCUAUUCAGGCCCAUGAGCUCUUCGAUAAAAUGUUGGAAGAUGGAGUCCAACCAAGCCACUAUGCUUAUACUGCUCUUAUAAACGGGUUAGUUAAAAAAAACAUGAUAGAGAAGGGUUGUGUAUACCUCGAUCGAAUGAUAGAAGAGGGUUUCAUGCCAAAUACUGUUCUUUAUACUUCUCUUAUAAAACAAUUCUUAAGGAAGAGAGAGUUUGAAUUUGCAUUUAAGUUGGUUGAUUUGAUGGAAAGAAGUGAGAUUGAGCGAGACUUGGUAACUUAUAUUACUUUGGUCAGUGGCGUUUCUAGAAAUAUUAGGUCACUUGAUGGGAAAGGGCUUGUUCCACAGGGAAGGUAUGAAGAAUCUAAGGAAAUGUUGUUCCGUCUACUUCAUCAGAGUGCUAUGUUGCCUAAGGAAACCGGUUUGAAAAUCUCAGUUAGCUCUCAGGAACAAAUAAAAUAUCUUGCACUUUGGCUGAUAAACAAAGUGAAGAACACUCCUCUUAUGCCAAAUUUGUACUUGUAUAAUGGCAUAAUUUCUGGGUUUUGUUGGUCAGAGAGUAUGGAAGAUGCAUACAAGCACCUUGAUACAAUGCAAAAUGAAGGCAUCCAACCAAAUCAAGUUACUUUUACUAUUCUAAUUGAUGGGCAUUUUCGAAGUGGUGAAAUUGAUUGUGUUGUUAGUCUUUUCAACAGAAUGAAUGCACAGGGUUGUCCUCCAGAUAACAUCGUCUACAAUACUUUAAUAAGAGGUCUAUGCAGACAUGGAUGCUCUAUCGCUCUCAUAUACAAUGCUCAAAAAAGGAUUGGCCCCUUCUAAGGCAUCAUAUGAAAGUCUUCUCAGUUCUUUUUGUGCUAAUAAUUG
Solanum dulcamara is the source of this 1389-nucleotide messenger RNA. Its product is annotated as pentatricopeptide repeat-containing protein At5g62370-like. The transcript has a single exon. Lineage: Eukaryota; Viridiplantae; Streptophyta; Magnoliopsida; Solanales; Solanaceae. The record is from RefSeq and is a predicted model, not a curated record. Gene Ontology annotation, molecular function: protein binding. Bases 1 to 1344 code for a protein of 447 amino acids.